AUGCUCGGCCUCAUUUCCAAAUACACCCUGGUCAGCAUCGUCUACCUUGGCGCCUUCAGCCGCUUCACCCACGGCCGCUACACGCCCUCCUUCUACCGCUACCAACUCGACCGCGCCCCCAACGACGCCUCAACACGUAUCAUCCCCGUCUUUGACACGAUAUUCGCUACUUUGGUGCUCUUUCCCGCAACAAGGGCCUGGACGGCGAUGGUGUGUGGCUUGAUUCAGGGUGGUGCGAUUGUGCCGCGGGUCAGGCAGGGGAAGUCUGUGGCAGGGGAUGUAGGGCUGUUCCUGACCACGGUUGUGGUGGCGUGGACUUCGUGGUAUGGUGUUCCUUAG
Talaromyces amestolkiae is the source of this 339-nucleotide messenger RNA. RefSeq lists its product as uncharacterized. The record is from RefSeq and is a predicted model, not a curated record. The transcript has a single exon. Lineage: Eukaryota; Fungi; Ascomycota; Eurotiomycetes; Eurotiales; Trichocomaceae. Bases 1 to 339 code for a protein of 112 amino acids.